AUGGGUACCCUUUCCCGGUUAAUGAGUUCAAUUAAGGGGACACCUAUCGGCCUUGGAUUCUCCAAUCUGGAUUUGAAAGUAGAAAAGCUGAAGGCGUUGAAAAGAAUAGUCGAUUCAUUAUGGAAGCCAACAGAUGAUAUGAUUUUAGAUCCAGAACAUUGUCAGAAAGAACUGUGA
This is a messenger RNA of Kazachstania africana CBS 2517, 177 nucleotides long. RefSeq lists its product as uncharacterized. The coding region runs from base 1 to 177 and encodes 58 amino acids. The transcript has a single exon. The record is from RefSeq and is a predicted model, not a curated record. Lineage: Eukaryota; Fungi; Ascomycota; Saccharomycetes; Saccharomycetales; Saccharomycetaceae.